UAAGGCGGGACGAGGCAGCCGCCGGGGGCAGCGCAGCGGAGCGGAGCCCAGGAGAGGAGAGGAGAGAGCCAGCCGGAGCGAGAGACGGGCAGCGAGGAGGAAGGAGCCGCCGGCUUCGGGACAGGACCGGACCGCAGGUGCUUGGAGCGCCGGGGCCGGAGCUCCGCGGCCGCCAGGCAUGUACCGCUCCACCAAGGGCGCCUCCAAGGCGCGCCGCGACCAGAUCAACGCCGAGAUCCGGAACCUCAAGGAGCUGCUGCCGCUGGCCGAGGCGGACAAGGUCCGGCUGUCCUACCUGCACAUCAUGAGUCUCGCCUGCAUCUACACUCGCAAGGGCGUCUUCUUCGCCGGAGGUGCUCCUCUGGAGGGCCCCACAGGCCUUCUCUCAACUCAAGAGCUUGAAGACAUAGUGGCCGCGCUACCUGGCUUUCUGCUCGUGUUCACAGCCGAGGGGAAGCUGCUGUAUCUGUCUGAGAGUGUGAGCGAGCACCUGGGCCACUCCAUGGUGGACCUGGUUGCCCAGGGUGACAGCAUCUACGACAUCAUCGACCCAGCUGACCACCUAACUGUGCGCCAGCAACUCGCCCUGCCCUCUGCCCUAGACACUGAUCGCCUCUUCCGCUGUCGCUUCAACACCUCCAAGUCCCUGAGGCGCCAGAGUGCAGGCAACAAACUGGUGCUUAUUCGAGGCCGAUUCCAUGCUCACCCACCUGGAGCCUACUGGGCGGGAAACCCUGUGUUCACAGCCUUCUGCGCGCCCCUGGAGCCAAGGCCCCGCCUCGGCCCUGGUGCGGGCCCCGCCUCACUCUUCUUAGCCAUGUUCCAGAGCCGUCAUGCAAAGGACCUGACCCUACUGGACAUCUCUGAGAGUGUCCUAAUCUACCUGGGCUUUGAGCGCAGCGAGCUGCUCUGUAAAUCAUGGUAUGGACUGCUGCACCCCGAGGACCUGGGCCACGCUUCUGUUCAACACUACCGCCUAUUGGCUGGGAGUGGAGAUAUUCAGGCAGAGAUGGUAGUGAGACUGCAGGCCAAGCCUGGAGGCUGGGCAUGGGUUUAUUGCCUGUUAUACUCAGAAGGUCCAGACGGCCCCAUUACUGCCAAUAACUACCCAAUCAGUUACCCAGAGGCCUGGAGCCUCCGCCAGCAGCUGAACUCUGAAGACACUCAGGCAACCUAUGUCCUGGGGACCCCAACCCUCCUGCCCUCAUUCUCUGAGAACAUCCGUUCCCGGGAGCAGGGCUCCAGCCGUAACCCACUCUUUACCCCGGCCCUGGGGGCCCCUCGGAGCACCCGUCUCCCCACUGCUCCUGAGAUGGGUGCUGUCUCCACAUCAGAAGAGCUUCCCCGACCUCCCAAAGGGAGGGGCUUCCGCUACCUGACAUUUCCACCUCGCCCGGAGCCUUCUCUCCAAGCCGACCUGAGCAAGGAUCUCGUGUGCACCCCGCCCUACACACCACACCAGCCAGGAGGCUGUGCCUUCCUCUUCAGCCUCCACGAGCCCUUCCAGGCCCAUCUGUCCACUCCAUCCGGCUCUCUCCCAGGACAGCUGACCCCAAGCGCCGUGACCUUCUCGGAUCAAUUGACGCCCAGUAGCGCGACCUUCUCAGACCCACUGACUAGCCCACUACAAGGCCAGCUGACCGAAACUUCGGCCAGGAGCUAUGAAGAGCAGUUGACUCCCUGCACUUCCAACUUCCCAGACCAGCUGCUUCCCGGCACUGCUGCCUUCCCCGAGCCUCUGGGCAGCCCUGCCUGUGAGCAGCUGACUCCUCCCAGCACAGCAUUCCAAGCACAUCUGAACAGCCCCAGCCCAACUUUCCCAGAGCAACUGAGUCCCAGUCCCACCAAGACUUACUUUGCCCAGGAGGGAUGCAGUUUUCUCUAUGAGAAGUUGCCUCCGAGUCCCAGUAGCCCUGGUAAUGGGGACUGCACACUCCUGGCCCUCGCCCAGCUCCGGGGCUCCCUCUCUGUGGACCUCCCCCUGGUGCCCGAAGGCCUGCUUACCCCUGAGGCCUCUCCAGUCAAACAGAGUUUCUUCCACUACUCCGAGAAGGAGCAGAAUGAGAUAGACCGUCUCAUCCAGCAGAUCAGCCAGUUGGCUCAGGGCAUGGACAGGCCCUUCUCGGCCGAUGCCUGCGCAGGUGGGCUGGAGCCACUUGGGGGGCUGGAGCCCCUGGACUCCAACCUGUCUCUGUCUGGCCCUCCUGUGCUCAGCCUGGACCUGAAACCCUGGAAAUGCCAGGAGCUGGACUUCCUGGCUGACCCUGACAACAUCUUCCUGGAAGAGGUGCCUGUGGAAGACAUCUUCAUGGAUCUCUCUACCCCAGACCCCAGUGGGGAAUGGGGCUCAGAGGAUCCUGGGGCAGCGGUCCCAGGAGGGGCCCUGUCGCCUUGCAACAACCUGUCCCCAGAAGACCACAGCUUCCUGGAGGACCUGGCCACAUAUGAAACCGCCUUUGAGACAGGUGUCUCAGCAUUCCCCUACGAUGGGUUUACUGAUGAGUUGCAUCAACUCCAGAGCCAAGUUCAAGACAGCUUCCAUGAAGAUGGAAGUGGAGGGGAACCAACGUUUUGAAUAAGUCUGUGACUUAACGUCGUCAAGUAUGGCAUAUUGUCAUCAAGACGUGGAGCUGCUCUCCACCCCCCCGGGACUGUUGGGGGGACUCUAGGGGCUGGAGGGGGAUAUAUCUGAUUCCCCAGGCCCUACAGGAUUGGGUAGGGGGGAGGAGGGAGGGCGAGGGAGGGGAGCUUCUUUUUCAACUCUAGAGACUUCCAGCGAUCCCAGUUUCCAUUUCAAUCUGUAUUCACUCGUAGUGAGUUUCCUUGAAUGGGAUUUCAAGUGGAGAAUGGGGGAGUCUCGCUUUUCCCCAGUGCUGCCCCAUGGGCUGGGGCCAGUUCUCCGCUCCCAGGGGCCAAGCCACCCCUGGGCCUGGGUGGGGGAAAGGCACCACCCAUGCGGGCCGGCCUGUGCCCCGAGGGGCCCUUGACACCACGUAGAAUUCUCUACACACCAGUAACGGGAUUUCAAUUCCGACAGACUGCCGCCCCGGCGGCGCUUGUGACUUUUGCGCCCCGCACCUGGGGUGGGGGGCGUGAAGAGACGCUACGUUCCUUUCCGAUGGAGGAAGGCAGACCUGCCGUUGUCACACGUGUGCUUGCACGAGAGCGUGUACCCGGUGCAGGACUCACCCGGCUGCCAGACUGCCUGGGCCUGCCCAGGUGGCCACCUCGUGGUGCUGUGGUGACUUUGUAGCCAACUUUAUAAUAAAGUCCAGUUCGCCUUUUUGGUA
Pipistrellus kuhlii (Kuhl's pipistrelle) is the source of this 3290-nucleotide messenger RNA. RefSeq names its product neuronal PAS domain protein 4 (gene NPAS4). Gene Ontology annotation, biological process: regulation of transcription by RNA polymerase II. The transcript has 8 exons. The record is from RefSeq and is a predicted model, not a curated record. Gene Ontology annotation, molecular function: RNA polymerase II transcription regulatory region sequence-specific DNA binding; protein dimerization activity; DNA-binding transcription factor activity, RNA polymerase II-specific. Lineage: Eukaryota; Metazoa; Chordata; Mammalia; Chiroptera; Vespertilionidae. The coding region runs from base 179 to 2575 and encodes 798 amino acids.